Messenger RNA from Onychostoma macrolepis, 3348 nucleotides. It is a transcript of the gene cog7, whose product is annotated as component of oligomeric golgi complex 7. The coding region runs from base 282 to 2585 and encodes 767 amino acids. Lineage: Eukaryota; Metazoa; Chordata; Actinopteri; Cypriniformes; Cyprinidae. The transcript is spliced from 18 exons. Gene Ontology annotation, biological process: retrograde vesicle-mediated transport, Golgi to endoplasmic reticulum; Golgi organization; intracellular protein transport. Gene Ontology annotation, cellular component: COG complex. The record is from RefSeq and is a predicted model, not a curated record.
UCACCGCCGGUACAUAUUAGGACAAGCGCAACCAGGAAGCAGUGUACAAACACUGAAAACAUUAAGAUCAGAAUUUGUUUAUCAAUUUUAUUCUAUUAAAUUAACGCUGGAGGAAGCGAUCGCACUGUUUGAACUGUAUCUCGUGGUCAUGAUUAUAUCUUUCUCAUGGGCUGUUUAUUUCAUGUUCGUGUCUAAGGCUGGUGUGGGCAAGAAUUAUGGAAUAGACUGGUGAAGAUGGGUUUGACUGAAUCUGGCUCUGUAGGCUUACUAAAGGCGUGAAAAUGGACUUCUCCAAGUUCCUGGCAGAUGAUUUUGAUGUGAAGGACUGGGUGAAUGGAGCUUUUAAAGUGGCUCAGAAAGAUGUACCCGGUAAAACAGACGCUCACGCCUCUACUCUGGUCAUGAAGCUGCAGCUGUUUAUUCAAGAGGUCAAUAACUCUAUAGAAGAGAGCAGCAGUCAGGCCCUGCAGAAUAUGCCGCGUGUAUUGAGGGAUAUUGAAGCUCUGAAACAGGAGGCGUCUUUCCUGAAGGAUCAGAUGAUUCUGGUUAAAGAGGACAUCAAGAAAUUCGAACAGGACACGGUGCAGUCUAUGCAGGUGUUGGUGGAGAUUGAUCAGGUGAAGUCUCGUAUGCAGUUAGCAGCAGAAGCGCUACAGGAAGCUGAUAAAUGGAGCACUCUCAGUGCCGAUAUUGAGGAGACUUUUAAGACGCAGGACGUGGCUGUGAUCAGCGGUAAAUUGACUGCCAUGCAGGGCAGUUUGGCGAUGCUGGUGGACACACCAGACUACAGUGAGAAGUGUGUUCAGCUGGAGGCUCUGAAGAACCGUCUGGAAGCUCUGACCAGCACACAGAUCGUCUCCACGUUCAACUCACUGGCUACAGAUCAAGCAAAGCUUUUUGUACGAGUUUUUACCGAAAUGGACAGAAUGCCGCAGUUACUGGCUUACUACUUUAAAUGCCACAAGGCACAACUGUUGAACGUGUGGGAAAGCAUCUGUCAGUCAGACGCGACUCUGAAGCAGCAGCUCUCGGAGUUUUACGACACACUUCUGUCCACAUGGCACACACAGCUUCAGUGGAGCAGUCAGGUCUUUAAAAACCCCUGUGAAGUGCUCACCGUGCUGAUGAUCCAGACGUUGGGGGCGAUGGUGCCGUCUAUCCCAGACUGCAUUGCUGUGGCACUGAAGCGUUGCUCUGGCGAUUGUCGUCUGGAUGUGCUGUUGGAGCUCCAUCAGACGGCGGCGAACUUCAGUCGCAGCCUGGAGGCGGCAAUGCAGCCGCAGCUCGGCGAGUGUAACCUCUUGAAGGUGGCAGAGCUGGUAUCAUGUGUUUAUUCACCUUAUAAGACUUAUCAGAUGCAAUACGGAGAACUAGAGGAGACAAACUUACUGAUCCAGCUCAGUGCUGUUCCUCUGGAGCGUGGUGAGGUUCUGGACUGCGUGUUAGAGCUCACACACUCUGUUCAGAAGGUGUUUGGUUUGGCGGCGGCUGCCGUGGAUCGCUGUGUGAAGUUCACGGAUGGUCUCAGUGUGUGUGGGCUCAUCAAAGCCCUGCGAGCGCUUUUCAGCAAGUACGUGUCAGACUUUUCUGUCACGCUUCAAUCAAUCAGGAAGAAGUAUAAGUUAGAGGACACGCCCACUUCUGAGGUGUUCACUGAGGAUUGGACGGCUUUCCAGAACUCUGUCAGAAUCAUUGCAACCUGUGGUGAGCUACUCAGACAAUGUGGAGCAUUUGAACAGCAGCUUUCAAACAAGAUCCUGGGGAGGGCUGGGCGUUUCCUGUGGGAGGGGUUUAACCCCAGAAGUCUGACUGGUUUACAAGAGGGCGUGGCUGAGAGGCGGAGCCAAAAGAACCCAUGGCAGGAAUACAACUACCUUCAGCAAACCAACACGGCUGAGUAUAAUACUCUACUGGAGACGCUGCACUCCCUCAAGGAGAAAGGAACAGGAAACUCAAGCUUAUUGGCUGAGACUCGCGGCGCUCUGACACGUCUGAACCAGCAGGCCAAUCAGCUGGCGUUUGACUCGGUGUUCCUGCAAAUCAAGCAGCAGCUUUUCCUUCUCAACAAACCAGAGGGUCGCGGCUCUGCUAAUUUGAGUGAAACGCUAACUGAUGAUCUACCGGCCUUCAGUUUGUCACCGCAGGAGUACAUCACUAAUAUCGGUCAGUAUAUCAUGUCUUUGCCUCUGCAUUUGGAGCCGUUUGUGACUCAGGAGGAUCCAGCGCUGGAACUCGCGCUACACACUGGCAAACUGCCGUACCCUCCAGAACAAGGCGAUGACGUCCCUGAGCUGGAGAACACGGCGGAUUAUUGGCUGGGUUCUAUCGCCAGGGCGACCAUGCAGACCUAUUGUGAUGUCAUCCUGCAGCUUCCUGAGCUCAGUCCGCAUGUAACCAAACAGCUGGCAACUGACAUAGAUUACCUGAGUAACGUCAUGGAUGCGCUGGGGUUGCAGAGCUCUAGAACUCUCCAGAAUAUCGUCACCCUUCUUCGUGCCAAACCGGAUGAAUACCGGCAGACGGCCAAACCCCUCCCGCGCAGACUGGCCUCGGCCAUCGCCACCAUGAGAGGUCUGGAGUACUGACACCACCACCGGCCUCGAGUAGAUGGGCCAAUAUGUGUUUGAAGGGAUUUCAUUGUUGCCGAAACAAACACCAAAAUGUGACACUAAACAGAUCUAAUAUUUCUCAACAAACACAAUAAAUCUAUAAAUGACACUUAUUGUUAAUUAUGUUUUUAACAAAUUUUAACAGAAGUUGAUGGUUUAGGAAAAUAAAAAAUAGUCUGGGACUAAAUUGUGCAGAAAAGAAAAUGUUACAGUGAUCCAGUUUUGUCUUGCUGGUGUUUCUUCUGCUUAUUGUUGGCUCCAGGGAUUUAAUUGAAUGGCACAAUGAAAGAUGGUUUGCAUAUUUAUUUUUGUGUUUUGCAUGUUUGCCAUUAUUUCUCUUGAUCAGUAAUAAACAUGCGCACUCUUGUGUUUCUGGUUUAUCAGGCUACAUGAUAACUUUCUGCUUUUCAUGUCUGGCUCUCUGAAUUUGUAUUUCUGUUUUCUUUGCUCACAUGGGAAGUUUCAUACAGCAUUUGAGGAAUGUUUUCAAUUCUGUUCAUUUGUUAACAAAAUAAAACAUCCGAACAGAUUUAAGUGCAUUGUUUUGUGUUUUACAAUACAUCUUAAAUCUGGCCUGUGAUAUUAAGUUUUGCAGUGCAAAAAUUUGGAUAAACAAUUGUCAACAUUGUAAUAUUAAAUAUCAAGAAAUUAUCAGAUUGCCCCUGGUCCUGGAAUGAUUGUUUAAUAAAAUGUUAUGAUUUUUAAAAUUAGUACAUAUUUUGUAUUAAGCAUAUCUGAA